CAUGAAGCAAUUGGGUGUGGGCGCUUCAGGUCUGUUUAGCGUUUGGGAAAAAGUUGCUGAAUUAUUUCCAGACUACUGUUCUGAAAUUGAUGCUUUGGCAAGUUUAAUAACCUCACAGAACUAAAGCUGCCACAGCAAAAACCAAAGAUGCCCACUGAACCUGGUGCGGUCCAAAUUGUGACCGUCAAUAAGGAGGAUCACUCCUUUGUUUUGGAAACAAAAGCGCUUGAAGAAAUACUCCUAGCUCCUGAUGUCCGAGAUCUGGAAGUGGUGGUGCUGUCUGUUGCUGGUGCUUUUCGCAAAGGCAAGAGUUUUCUUCUGGACUUCAUGCUUCGCUACAUGCACAGGAAGCCUGGUCAGGACUGGCUUGGUGGGGAGGAUGAGCCCCUCACAGGAUUCUCUUGGAGAGGUGGCUCAGAACCUGAGACCACAGGCAUCCAGCUGUGGAGUAAAGUCUUCACUGUGAGGAAAAGUGAUGGCAAAGAGGUGGCAGUGUUGCUUAUGGACACACAGGGAGCAUUUGAUAACGAGUCCACUGUGAAAGACUGUGCUACAAUCUUUGCCCUCAGCACUAUGACCAGCUCAGUGCAGAUAUACAACCUUUCACAGAAUAUCCAAGAAGAUGACUUGCAGCAGCUUCAGCUGUUCACAGAAUACGGCCGGCUGGCAAUGGAUGAAAUCUUUUUAAAGCCUUUUCAGUCACUCAUGUUUCUGAUCAGAGACUGGAGCUUCCCCUACGAGUACGGCUAUGGAUUGAACGGAGGCAGUCAGUUCUUGGAUAAACGGCUCCAGGUGAAGGAAUCUCAACAUGAGGAGCUACAGACAGUGAGAGAGCACAUUCAUUCCUGUUUCACGUCUCUUUCCUGCUUCCUGUUACCACACCCUGGCCUGAAGGUUGCCACGAGCCCUUCAUUUGAGGGACAACUCUGUGAUGUGGCUCCAGAGUUUAAAACUGAGCUACGCAGCCUCAUCCCCAUACUGUUGGAUCCUGACAGCCUGGCUGUGAAGGAAAUCAACGGCAACAAGGUGACGUGCAGGGGCCUGCUGGAGUACUUCAAGUCAUAUAUCAAAAUAUACCAGGGUGAAGAUCUACCACACCCAAAGUCUAUGCUGCAGGCUACAGCUGAGGCGAACAAUUUGGCAGCUGUGGCAUCUGCUAAGGACCAGUAUUACAAGAAUAUGGAGAAGGUCUGUGGUGGAGAACUGCCCUAUGUGGCACCUGACUCUCUGCUGGAGAAGCAUAACUUCUUCAAAUGCGAAGCUCUCAAUCACUUUAACGGCAUUAAGAAGAUGGGUGGGAAAGACUUCUGUGCCCCUUAUCAGGCUCAGCUAGAGGUGGAGCUAAAUGAACUCUGGGAGUCCUUCAGCAAGCACAAUGAGUCAAAGAACGUUUUCAGCGCAUUCCGCACACCAGCAGUGCUUUUCGUCCUGGUUUGUUUCUUGUAUGUGCUCUCAGCACUUUUACUAUUCAUCGGCCUGAGCAGUGUUUCAUUCACUUGUGACUGUAUGCUGGGUCUGGCCAUGGUAGCUAUGCUUACCUGGGCAUUCAUUCGCUACUCUGGCCAGUACCGAAACGUUGGCACUGCCAUAGACGAGGCAGCUGGAGUGUUACUGGAGCAGGCAACGGGAAUGCUGAAUAAAUCAAGAGCCCAGGCAAUUACGCAAGACAAAAAAUCAAGAUAGCUUUUUUGCCUAAUUAAAGGUUCCAGCUUGAGAUACAGACAGCACAACACACAUUCCAACCGAUCAUUUGACACCAAAUAUUAUGCGCACACUUUCCCAAACGUCACACUUAAACCUGUCUUCUGUUACAACAUAUUUUGUCUUAAAAAAGAUGCAAUCGGUGUAUUUUACCAUAACGAAUGGUACACCACAUUUGACCUGCUCACGUUAAGGUUCUUUCAUGAGGAAUUUGAUUUGAUCGCAGUUGUUUAUUGCAAAAAGCCUAUUAUUCAGAUCCUAUGAAAAUGUACUGAAUUGUAUCCUUCUUAAGGAAAAAUUGUGUUGUCAGGAAGUAUACAUCAGACAACUUGUCAGGCACAAGAUUGCUCUUGUACAAGGUCUAUCCUCCUUAAAGGAGAUGAAAUAAUUUGUUUACAAUUGCUUAUUUUAAUAUUACCAAAGAUUUUGCCCUUUGUAGUAAGACUCACCGGGACCUUUCAUGGCAGUUUGUCAUAUAAGAAGUUGCUGUGGACAUAAUUUCUUUCUCGUAUUUAUAUCUUAACACGACAAGCCAUGACUUUAUUAAAACUCACACUUGAUAUAAUAAGAUCUGGUAUACUGUAAAAGAAAUGUUACAACACUAUGUGUAUCAUUUACAGAGCAUUGUUACUUUAGCACCUGUAUGGGAUUUAUGUGUACAUUCCAUCUUUUCAACAAACUUGAACAUUACAUUUGAUUUGUACUCCUUUGGAGAGGUUUGUUAUUGUCCUGUCUUCUGUUUUGGGAAUUAAAAAUUGUACUCAUCAGGGAACACCUGGCCAUGUUAGCACGUUAAUUUGCAGGGUGUUUUUUUAAAACAACUGUGGUAAGAAAUUGUUUAAAAUUUGGUCUAUAAUUCUAUUGUCGCCACGUGGUAUGUAACCAAAUUAUGAAGCAAUGUGCUGAUGGUCAGUCUGAUUCAGAUUUAGUUUUCUUUUUGUUGGUCGGUUGACAAUAUCGCUGUGGUUUUUUUUUUUUUUUUUUUUAAUAUGCUUUCCUGUAACAGUUAUGCUACUAUGCUGGUUAAACAAGUGAUGCAGUCUUGCACUCUUCUUUGUCACAUUGUUCUUUUCUCAGUUUUCCCCCUUGUGUUUUAAUAUUUGACCCUGGCUGAGUUGGUUCUCUUAUAAGAAAUUAAACACGAUGCGUUUUACCUUUUUUUAAGUUAAACAAGUCUUAUGGAUAAUAUGGAGUUUAGAGAUCAGCCUUAUCUGGGAGCUGUUUUUGUUUUCAGUAAAGAUCUCAGUCAGGUGCCUGCUCGGCUUGCAAGUUACUGAUUUGUCAUUCUUCAUACACAUUUUAUGGCAUCUCAGUCCUCUGUUAUAGCCUCUGCGUGUGUAUAAUAGUUUUCUUCAUUCAUGCAAUGCGAAGGACCAGCUUUAAAACUGCCAAGUGAUCUUGAUAUAUGAAGAGAUCUAUUCAUAUAGCAAUAUUACAUUUCCUUAUGCAUUCCAUUAAUAAAAGUCAUAUGCAUGUGA
Molecule: messenger RNA, 3179 nt
Organism: Neoarius graeffei (lesser salmon catfish)
Lineage: Eukaryota; Metazoa; Chordata; Actinopteri; Siluriformes; Ariidae
Gene: atl3
Product: atlastin 3
Exons: 14
Coding region: 148-1683 (511 amino acids)
Biological process (GO): endoplasmic reticulum organization; protein homooligomerization
Molecular function (GO): GTP binding; GTPase activity
Source: RefSeq, a predicted model, not a curated record